Messenger RNA from Vigna radiata var. radiata (mung bean), 1335 nucleotides. RefSeq lists its product as uncharacterized. Bases 65 to 958 code for a protein of 297 amino acids. NCBI's taxonomy places the organism in Eukaryota, Viridiplantae, Streptophyta, Magnoliopsida, Fabales, Fabaceae. The transcript is spliced from 8 exons. The record is from RefSeq and is a predicted model, not a curated record.
UCUAUUUACAAUUAAAUAGAAUUGAGGAGCGUUUAAAUUUGGUCUGAGGAAGGUUCGGUAGAAAAUGGCGGGAAGGGGAAGCGAUUCGCAGAAACAACUGUUGAGCCUGAUCCGCAAUUUCGCCGCUGAGAAAUCUCAAGGAGAACGAAGAGUGGUGACUCUAAGAAAACAAAUCGCUAAGCUCACAUCGGAACUGAGCAUGGAAUAUGAGCAGCUGGAAAAGGCCAAGCGCUGCAAAGAAAUGGUCGAACAGGAUCUUAAAGGCUUCGAAGUUCAAUUGAUGUUGAGCGAAGCUUCGAAUCAAACACUAGAGGCGAGGGUAUCUUUAAUUCAAGACCAGAUCUCUGCCGUUGGAUCUGAUUUGGAAACUCUCAAGUUUGAGGAAGCAGCUUUGCGAGAGCAAUUUUUCCACAACAUGCUUCAUAUGAAUGGCAAGAUAAGGAAAUUCCAAGAAAGCAUCAUUAUUUGCGACAUUGAUGCAGUAGAUUGUACUGCUUCUAGAGAUGAUUCACAAGUAAUAAUUAAAGAGAAUGAUGCUGAAGUUGCUUUAUGUGACCUCGAAAGUACACUUUCAGAGGUGAUAUCUCAAAUUGCUAAAGAAAAUGAGGAAUACCAAGAAGAACAAAACAUUUGUAAGAACGCUCAGCAGCAAUUGAUUGAUUGUGAAAGAAAGGUGUUUGUAAUGGGCAUGAUAGUCAAGGAAACAAAAGAAUUGCAGGAUCUGACCAUAUAUCCUUACAAAUAUUCAGUUGUUUCAAUAGCUUUGGCAAUCUCUUCUGCAUAUGUUAUGCAAUCUCUUAUUCAUGUUAUGAGUUUGUUUCAUUAUCAUGAAAGCACUACUUUACGACGCACGAUUGCGCUUGACGUUGGUCAUUUUAAUGGGAAUGUUUCAUUAUCAUAUAAAUUAGAAUGCUCCGUCAAUAAAAUCUAUUUAAUCUUUUUUCAUGUUAAGCUGUAGCCUAGAAACUAUAGGAGGCAAAUUUGAGUGGUGCAACAGUGUACUAACCAAAAUCCAGCUGAUCAUUAUCUAGAUUUGUCAUUCGGUAAAUCAAAUAAAACAUGAAAACAAAAAAGAAACGUAAAUUUUAUUGCCAAAAAUACUGUGCAUCCCUCUUCCAAAACAUGAAAAAAAAAAAAGAAUCGAAAAUUUUAUCUAAUUCGUGUGAUCUUAGUAUCAUUAAUGUAGUUAAAGGAUUUUAAUUUAUUAGCAUAAUUGGAACAUCUGUGUUAUGUACUUAACUGGAAACAAGCAGUCUUCUAAAUUGGAAGUGGCAUACAGUUCACUUGGUGAGGAGCUACAAGCGAGAUGCAUAUGUCCGAGUUGUCAUGUGGACA